Schistocerca cancellata (South American locust) is the source of this 4797-nucleotide messenger RNA. Its product is annotated as phosphatidylinositol 4,5-bisphosphate 5-phosphatase A-like. Gene Ontology annotation, cellular component: ruffle; cytoplasm; plasma membrane. Lineage: Eukaryota; Metazoa; Arthropoda; Insecta; Orthoptera; Acrididae. The coding region runs from base 144 to 1451 and encodes 435 amino acids. Gene Ontology annotation, molecular function: phosphatidylinositol-4,5-bisphosphate 5-phosphatase activity. Gene Ontology annotation, biological process: phosphatidylinositol dephosphorylation. The record is from RefSeq and is a predicted model, not a curated record. The transcript has 9 exons.
CGUGUGCGGGUAUGUGGAGGGGCAGGGAUUGCAGACGUAAAGGAAGCUGAGGGGAAUCUGUCAGUGAACAACAUUCCGUCAGUUGUGAGUAAGGCACGUAAUGUGGUGGUAUUCCGAUUUUAGGUGAAAGAACCCAAAUAAAUAUGGAUAAAUUGAGGUUAUACAUGGUAACAUGGAAUGUGGCCACCCGACAACCAGAAGAAGAUGUGGAAGAGAUGUUGGGAAUCGAUAAAAUGACUGAUGACUUGUUGCCAGAUUUGUAUGCUAUAGGUCUUCAAGAAGUUAAGUCGCAGCCUCAGAACAUUCUGAUGGAUGCCAUAUUUGAUGAUCCCUGGACCAAUGUUUUCAAAGAUGUAUUAACAAAACGUGACUACAUAAAGGUGAAGACCAUAAGACUCCAAGGAAUUCUUCUAAGUUUGUUUUGCCUUAGAAAACAUUUGCUGCAUGUGAGAGAUAUGGAGACACAGUACACAAAAACUGGUUUAGGAGGUAUCUGGGGCAACAAAGGAGCUGUUAGCAUCAGAUUAAAUAUAUAUGGCUGUUCCUUGUGCAUAGUGAACUGUCAUUUAACUCCGCAUGACCCCUACCUGCAAGAAAGGGUUGCUGACUAUAACACAAUAAUUAGGAAACAGGUCUUCAAAAAGAGAGAGACAAGUCACAUACUUUAUCAUGAUUAUGUAUUUUGGAUUGGUGACUUGAAUUUUCGCUUAGAAGAAAAUCCAGCUUUGACAGCAGAGAAAAUUGACUCACUUGUGAGGAAAGGUGAUCUCAAAACCCUUUUACAGAAAGAUCAACUCCAUCAAGUAAUGAACAGUGGGGAUGCUUUCAGUGAGUUGACAGAAACAUUGCCAACAUUCCCUCCCACAUACAAAUUUCAGUUUUACUCUUCAGACUAUGAUUUGAAGAGACGACCAUCUUGGACAGACAGAAUUUUGUAUAAUGUGAAUGAAAAUGCUUAUGAAAACAUGACACUUGAAGUGGAACAGCUCUCCUAUAAUAGCUUUCCACAAUAUAUUCAGAGUGAUCACAAGCCUGUUAUGGCAGAUUUUGUUGUAAAGGUCUUCAGCGAUCAUGAAGAUAGCUUUGUGACAUUUGAAGAAAUUGGUGUCUGGUGUACGUCACGUGAUAAUUCUGCUACGUACUUAGUUCCUUCUGGUGUAGAACCAGCAUUUUGGGACUGGAUUGGAGUGUAUAAGGAUGGUUUUACAAGCCUCGAUGACUACAUCUGUUACUCAUAUGCUCCUAGAAUGACUGUAGCUGUGAGAUCUGACGAUGGUUCCCAGGUGAAGAAAAUAACAUUCCCAGUCUGCACUUUAAGGACAACAGGUCUUCAUCGUCUUGUAUAUUUUGGAAGUAAUUCAGGAAGUAUUCUAGGAAUGAGCCAAGUGUUUGAAAUCAAGAGUACUGAUUCAAGCCACUUGCAUAAUGGAUUUGAUAAUGAUGAGACCUGAAUGUGUUGUUUGUAGUAUAAAAUGCGUUAUUUAUUUGUCUGUCAGCUAUGAACUUAAGUUUUGACAGUACAUGCAAUGGCUGGAGUCGUUGCUGGUCGUUCGUAUUGAAUGUACAGUGUGUGAGAGCUUUAAAUAGUUACUCUCUUUGUGAUGCAAUAUUUUUGUGUAAAAAAAAAUGCUAUUUCAUCUGUUGAAGCACAUUGGAGGCUGAUACAGAAUGCUAUUUUAUACUUCAGCUUAAAUGAAGCUUCUUAUAUUGAUAGUUCCGUUAACACAGUGGGUUUGUGUUUGUAGUGUUUAAAACUCACUUGAAUUGGAUAGCACCUGUUUUGGCAUAUUAGCCAUGGCUCCUAGUAACUGAUAAUGCAGUGUUGUUGCUUACAAAAUCUUACAAUACACUGUUAGGUUUCAAAUUAUUGCUCAUUGUUCUAAGAUACAAAAGAUAAACUUUCGAUAUGUACUUACAGUAUGUAAAAUAAUUAGUUAUUUUCAUGCGUGUUUGGCUGUUUCUGCUGGCCAUCUUAAAACAAUUAACCUAAAUAGGAAAUUUAAAUGUCUUGAGACAUUGGCAGUCCAUAAUCGUUCCUAUAGUAAGCUAACACAUAUUGCCAGUACUUUACGUAUUUUUUUUGGAACAGUACAUAUCACUAUUUUAACCUUUUUGUGGCAGUAUUUUGUGCAGAGCCUCUAGAAGAAAGUGUUUGUGGUGGGAAAUUAAUUGUAUGUGAAACAGAUGUGGUGCAUUUACUUUAUAUUUUGUAUAGUCUAAUUCUUAAAACAAAGUAUAAGUGUUAACAUGUACUUUCAGUAUUUUGAUAUCACACUAUCUGAAUUUGCUGUUAGUCAUUCCUAUGCAUUCAACAUAAGCUUCCAUGUAAUCACAAUAGAUAAUAUGUUGUUGAUUUAAGAAAUUAUACGGUACAGUACCUGAUUUCUUUAACUGAAAGAAAGAUUUUAUUUUGGGGUGUAAAUUAUAUCACUGCUUUUUGCAAGGAUCACAAAUGUAAGCAUCAUUCAUUACUUUCCCAGUGUUCAUUGCAGGUCCUUUGGUCUCCCUUAGUUUCAGAACUGUAGGGGUAGUCCUUGCACACCAGUUAAUUCUUAAUUCAAAUUUUGUGAUACUGUAAACUCUGUGUGUUGGAUUAUACUUCUGAUUAUCAUUAAAAGUCCAAAAAAGAGUUUUGUUCAGUCUGUUUUCUUUUUUAUAGUGAAAAAAUUUAUAGUUUGCAGCUUUUGUCAUGUCAUAAGCCUGUGGUUUAUUUAUGUUUUUAUUUUUUCCAUCUCCUUGGAAAGUGCAGUAAUUUGUUACAGUAUAAAUAUAGAGUUAUUCUUAUGGACAUUAUCAGUGUAAAGAAAGACAGAGGAGAAUAUGUUAUGGAGGAUUUGCCAGUCUUUCAUAAGCAGCUUUAACAGAGCUCCAAAGAGAUGUUUUUAUUAAAGAAAUAUGUUGUUGGUUUUUCUUUUCUUUUACUCUGUAACUUUGGUGAUAUUUGUCACUUUUUCCUGUACGAAUUGCAUUUAAUUAUAUGUCUUUAAAGUGAUUAAGCAUGUAUGCAAAUGUUUCAUGUGGAAUCUGCUUAAAGUUCCUUUACAGCAAUGACAAGUACAGUUCUUUAGAGCGAUUUACCUACCAGCUUUACUAUAAAUUUUAAUCUGAUAUGUAUUUGUCAGAAACAGUUGCCAACAUUGAAUUAGCAUAGAUAUUAAACAUAAGAAUGUGACAUUAGUUACCAGUACAUCUUUCCCAUUCCCUGUAGAUUUCUUGUUUGCUUCAGAUUUUUUUUAAAAUUGAUAGAUUUGCAGCAGAUAACUAGACACUAACAGAUGUGCCGCCUCCUGUUCAAGGAGACCUGUAAGCAUAAUGGAUAUUCCGGUAUUGAAACAUUAAACUAAGUAUAAGGAUAGAUAGCUAUUUGCCUGCAGUUAAAUGAUUGUGGCACAUAUGCUUUUGUGAAAGGACAGAAAAUCAUACAACCUUUAAAGUCUGAGCUCUUUUCUUUGUAUUAGGUAAAGCUAAUACAAUUUUCAGAGUCUUCAAGUGUACCUAUGCCUUCACAUAUUUGCUGGUGAGUGUUACCUAUUUUAUUUUUAAUCCUUUUUAUCCUCAUUUUUUAUUUUUUGGCUGAGUUAAUAAAGUUGGUUUAGUAGCAUUUUACGGCACAAUUGUUGACUUAUUCAAUAACAGUUACAGUUAAUUAUCAGAAAGAGUAAGGUAGUGUUUGUACGUAUAUGUUGGUUUCAGUAAGGUAAAGAUGUGAAUUUUAGGCAUUUUGUGAUCGUGUUUUGUCUGUGUGUGUAAAGUUAUUUCAUCAUUUGUUAUCUGUAAUACAUGAGUAUUGUGAUGAAGAAAAUUAUAUGAAUCCUGAAAGAUUGUUCUUAAUUUUUGGAAGCUAUUGUGCUUACAGGUCUUAAGUUGCGUUUUGGAAUAACCCAGAACCAACUAAUGGCUGUACUUUUCUCAUAACUAUGGGUUUUUAUUCUUUCAGUUUAAUUAAGCACAAAGUCUGAGAGGAAUAAUAUAAAGAAGGCAACCUCUGUUUUUUAAAACUGUUUCAUUGCAUGUGAUAGAGAUGCUUCCGCAUUACUAAUGCUUAAUAUCAUUUCAACUGCUUGUGACAACUUCGUUCAUUUUCUAGUUAGACACUUUAAGGUCUUUUAGCCUCCUUUUAAUUAUGUUAAAUGGACAACACUAAUUAUGUUAUAUUUAAUUGUGCAAUUGUUGUUCAUUGUGAUAAGAUCUCAUUAAAUUGCUUUUUGUGUUCUGCAUAAUCUUUCUAAUAUGCUAUAAACAUUUUCUUAAUGGAAUAUGCUUGUCAUUGUUGGUAAAGAAGUUCCAGUUGGUAAGCAUUGCAGGUCAAUGCUAUAGGAAAUAUUUUGUAAUGUACAAAUCGUUUUAACGACUGUAAAACUGUUACUUCUUAGUGGCUUCCAUUAAAGAUCACUGCUUUUUGUUUGUUCAAUAGACUUCAUUAGCUAUGAGUUAUGUAGGUAUCUGUAUUAUUAUUUCAGAAAACAAAUAACUUUGUUUAGCUUUCUCACAAUGUUUUGUUUAAAUUUUGUAAAUAGGUAUAGGUUUUCAUACUUUUCAUAUGUGAAUGGAAAAUUAUGGACGCAUAUAAAAGUGCUAGGAGGAAAAGCAAUAAAUAACAAUAUAAAAAAUUGAUCCCUAUAGUGGACAUGACCAUUAACAAAGUGGUUGGUUGAUGUAGCUCAUCUGUUUAAGUUAGGUUUACAAGAACCCAACUUACUCUCCCUCCCCCCUCCUGCUCCUCACUUCCCCUACCAACAUCAGUGCAGUUACAUAGUUACAGAUCUUUAUUUCUCAUCCUCCCCCCCCCCCUCCUCC